AUGUAUCACCUGCAUGGCACUCAGAUUCGAGUCAAGAAUGUGAGCAGGUUGUGCCAUGCCAAGCCAAUUGUCACUGUAAAUGGGAUGUUUCCAGGACCUACCAUCUAUGUACGAGAAGGAGAUCAAGUUCUCGUUAACGUUUCCAAUCAUGCACAGUACAACAUGUCCAUUCAUUGGCCAAAGAGGAACACUGUGGUGGCAUGCUCAUAUCUUGUGGCUAAGAGCCACGGAGAAUGGUGGAACUCAGAUGUUGAAACAAUUGUAAACCAAGGUAAUAAGUUGGGGUUGCCACCUCAAACCUCAGAUGCUCACACUAUCAAUGGAAAGCCUGGGCCACUCUUCCCUUGUUCAGAUAAACAUACCUUCGCUAUGGAGGUGGAGUCAGGUAAAACCUACCUGCUAAGGAUUAUCAACGCUGCCCUCAAUGACGAGCUCUUCUUUGCUGUCGCUGGUCAUAGCAUGACCGUAGUCGAGAUUGAUGCAGUCUACACCAAGCCAUUCGCAACCCAGGCCAUCCUAAUUGCACCAGGGCAAACCACAAAUGUUCUGAUCAAGGCUGAUCAAACUCCAAGCAGAUAUUUCAUGGCAGCUAGACCUUUCAUGGAUGCACCAAUUUCUGUAGACAACAAAACUGUUACAGCCAUUUUGCAAUGCAAAGGGAUUCCAAACACAGUUAUCCCAAGUUUGCCAACACUGCCUGCCCCUAAUGACACCACAUUUGCAUUAGGAUACAGCAGUAAACUUAAAAGCUUGAAUACUCCACAAUUUCCUGCCAAAGUCCCUCGUCAAAUCGAUCGCCAUCUCUUCUAUGCAGUUGGUUUAGGACAAAACCCAUGCCCUACUUGCCAAAACGGUACAAAACUUACUGCCUCAUUAAACAACAUAACCUUUGUGAUGCCAAAGAUUGGACUCUUGCAGGCUUAUUACUUCAAUAUAUCAGGAGUUUUUAGAACUGACUUCCCUGACCGCCCUCCUGUACCUUUCAACUAUACUGGUGUGCCUCUUACAGCUAACCUUGGCACUUCAUUAGGAACAAGGCUCAGUAAGGUAGCUUUCAAUUCCACCAUUGAACUGGUAUUGCAGGACACCAAUCUGCUGACAGUUGAAUCCCACCCAUUCCAUCUCCACGGUUUCAAUUUCUUUGUAGUUGGAACUGGGGUUGGCAACUUUGAUCCUACAAAAGACCCGGCAAAGUCUAAUCUAGUAGAUCCUCCUGAGAGAAACACAGUUAGAGUUCCAACUGGAGGAUGGACUGCUAUAAGGUUCAGAGCCGAUAACCCAGGUGUUUGGUUCAUGCACUGUCACCUGGAACUCCAUACCAUGUGGGGGUUAAAGAUGGCCUUUGUCGUUGAGAAUGGAAAGUCACCUGAAGAAUCCAUUCUGCCGCCACCAGAAGACCUCCCACCAUGCUAG
This is a messenger RNA of Dovyalis caffra, 1413 nucleotides long. NCBI's taxonomy places the organism in Eukaryota, Viridiplantae, Streptophyta, Magnoliopsida, Malpighiales, Salicaceae. The record is from the annotation of a GenBank genome assembly.